AUGUCGACAUCCCUUCCAAACUUGCGUCUUGCGAUACUGGGCAAGCUGGAUUGGGAGUUCGCCGCAUGCCUUCUCGUACUGGCUUCCCCGAUCAUCAUGUUCGCAACAGUGUACCCUCACAAUGGGCAGCCCUUGCCCCGGUGGCCGUUCAGUAUCUCGAUCAACUCUCUGCUCUCUGUCUAUACACUAGUGCUCAAAUCAUCAAUAGGCGUCAUCCUCACCUCAUGUAUCGGGCAGCUCCAGUGGACGUGGUAUUCUGAGAUACACCCCCUGACGGACAUGCUUCGUUUCGAUAAUGCAACUCGAGGCGCAGCCGGAGCACUAGGCUUAAUCUGGCGGCAGCGAUUUCGACGACCGCUUACAGUACUCGGAUGCGUCAUAAUGGUACUCGCCGUUAUGAUUGAUCCCUUUGUACAACAGCUUGUACAGCCUAUAGAUUGCAGUGUCGAGGUCUCGGGCGAUACCGCGUCUGCGAGCUUGCCACGAACUAAUUGGUUCGAUUUCUAUGGUUUGGAUCAAAACGCGAGCUCUGUGAGCCCGCAAAAGGCCGUUGAAAGUGUCAUGUACAACGCAGUCUUCUCUGCGGGGCAGGAUCCUCCCUGGCAGUGCUCUACGGGCAACUGCACAUUCCAUGUCAACUAUGCCACUAUCGGAGUCUGCUACUCCUGCCAAGACCGCUCCGCGGACGUUAUCCUAAAUCGCAGUUGCUCAGAGCCUGAUGCGUCCUAUGCAAGCCAGCACCCGACAUCUGCGACAGAUUGCCCUGCCAACUCGAGCUUUUCCGUCGACUCUUCCUUUCACGGCGACAGUUCUUACAAGCCGAGUACCAAGACGGCUAUUGGCCCCGAUAGAAUCCAAGAUUUUCUUGCGGUUCUCGCCGACACAUAUUCCGAACUAGAAUGCGAAGCAGAAUGCGAACAAAGUGCCUAUUUGCCGAUUGGUUCCAGAGUUCUUUUUGAAUUCCUUCUCGGAGCCACAGCUAUCUCCGAUGGACGCAUCGAUUGGACCACUUCUGACAACUCGACAUGUAAUUCGAAUGAGAAGGAGCAAUCGUGGGCCUGCCAGGGGUAUGGCGCCGCCACAUGUUCCCUAUAUCCAUGUGUCAAGAUCUACAAUGCCACUAUCUCCGCCGGUAAACUUGAAGAGAAUCUGUUGUAUCUAUCUGAUUUCAGCAAGCUCAAUUAUGGGCGGGCUAUCCGAGUAUUUGAACGGCAUGGUGCAGGCGGUUUCAUUCAGCUCAGCCACUGA
Diaporthe amygdali is the source of this 1248-nucleotide messenger RNA. RefSeq lists its product as uncharacterized. The coding region runs from base 1 to 1248 and encodes 415 amino acids. The transcript is spliced from 3 exons. The record is from RefSeq and is a predicted model, not a curated record. Lineage: Eukaryota; Fungi; Ascomycota; Sordariomycetes; Diaporthales; Diaporthaceae.